UACCAAUGGCGCAGGAGGCAUUAGUGACAAACCAUGAAGACGGAGGAGUCCAGUUGACGCGGAGACUGACGCUGGGAUGUGAACUGAGCUGUACCACGAAACAGGGAGAUACUUUUCGGGGAAACCUGGUAGCUCAUGAUGAGAAAGAAAACCUUAUUGUGAUCAAAGAGGCCUCUUCCGCUGAGUCUCUACCAACUGCUAGCGACAUCCGCAAUGUCCACAUCGUCAAUCUUAGACAUGUCACGAAACUAGAGGUGACCUUCGAACCCUUGGCCCCGCCCACCAGCUACACGAAGCUGCCGAGGCUGGAUACAGAGAGGAUACGUAGACGGCUACAGACAAACAUCGAAGCCAAGCGGAGGGAAAUACGGUCACGAGGGUAGACGUCACCAACCAAGCUCAACAGCUCUUCAACUACAUCAGUAAAAUGUAUAACGACAUUGAGUGGGACAAGGACGUGAUAGUGGUCCUCAAGGACGUGCGGAUAUCUCCACCGUACAGCCCCGAAAACUGUGACGGCUCACAAUCAGCCUGCAACAGGAUCAAGAAGCAGGUAGCCAAGUUUCACAACAAGGAGUUCAGCUAGCACUGAGAAACCAGUACCCAUCUAUUAAAAACCCAAGAGUUAUCAACUGCUGACUUUGAACAAUGUUACUGUUUCAUAUUUUAUUAUUGUGCCAUGCUUUUGUAUUAUCGAUGUGUUUUGCUCCUUGCAAAAUGAUUACGCUUCUGUAAACGGACGUACAUGUACAAUAUAGACAUGUUUCUAGUUUAUAGGCACAUUUUAGAGU
Messenger RNA from Geodia barretti, 791 nucleotides. Lineage: Eukaryota; Metazoa; Porifera; Demospongiae; Tetractinellida; Geodiidae. The record is from the annotation of a GenBank genome assembly.